This is a messenger RNA of Lagenorhynchus albirostris (white-beaked dolphin), 1275 nucleotides long. Its product is annotated as sialic acid-binding Ig-like lectin 13. The transcript is spliced from 6 exons. Gene Ontology annotation, molecular function: sialic acid binding. NCBI's taxonomy places the organism in Eukaryota, Metazoa, Chordata, Mammalia, Artiodactyla, Delphinidae. Gene Ontology annotation, biological process: cell adhesion. Gene Ontology annotation, cellular component: plasma membrane. The record is from RefSeq and is a predicted model, not a curated record. Bases 1 to 1275 code for a protein of 424 amino acids.
AUGCUGCUAUUGCCACCACCGCUGCUGCUGCUGUCCCUGCUGUGGGCAUGUGGGUGGGCUGCGGGGAGAGGGGUGGGCGGGGCAGGGGCUGCAGCCGAUCGUUAUUCCUACGCAGGGUCCCUGUAUCAGGACAAGAGAUACUGGCUGCGGGUGCGGGGGCCUGUGACGGUGCAGGAGGGCCUGUGUGUCCGCGUGCCCUGCUCCUUCCAGUAUCCCCGGGACGACUGGGACGACUCUGUCCCAGCUUUCGGCUACUGGUUCCAGGAAGGGGCCAGACCCUACCAGGAUCGUCUAGUGGCCACAAACAACCCAGAUCGUGAAGUGCUGAUGGACACCCAGGGCCGAUUCCACCUCCUUGGAGACCCCCGGACCUACAACUGCUCCCUGGACAUCAGAGAUGCACGGCAGGGAGACACGGGGACAUACUUCUUUAGGGUGGAGAGAGGGCCUUCUGUGAAAUAUAAUUAUUUAGAGAACAGGCUCCACCUGCAUGUAACAGGGCCUGGGUCUGUUUCUCUCUCCUCUUCAGCUCUGACACAGACACCCGACAUCCACGUCCAGGGGACCCUAGAAUCUGGCCUCCCCAGGAAUAUCACCUGUGCAGUGCCAUGGGCCUGUGAGAGGGGGACACCCCCCACCUUCUCCUGGACCGGGGUUGCCCUCCCUUCCCUGCACCCCAAGGGCCCCCACUCCUCGGUGCUCACGCUCACCCUGGGGCCCCAGGACCACGGCAACAACCUCACCUGUCGAGUGACCUUCCCCGGAGCUGGCGUGAGCGCAGACAGAACCAUCAGGCUCAACGUCUCCUAUGCACCCCAGAAGCCGACCAUCAGAGUUUUCCGGAAGGAAGACAAAGGACCUGAAAGUCUGGGCCAAAGCCUACCUCUCCCAGUCCUGGAGGGCCAGUUCCUACGCCUGGACUGUGUUGCCGACAGCAACCCUCCUGCCAGGAUGAGCUGGAUCCGGGGGAGCCUGACCCUGAGCCCCUCCAAUUCCUCGAACCCUGGGGUCCUGGAGCUGCCCCGGGUGGAACUGGAGGACCAUGGGAAAUAUGUCUGCCGAGCUCAGCAUCCGUUGGGCUCUAAGGAAGCAUCUCUGAGCCUCGUUGUGAAAAAACCCCCGCAGCUGCUGGGACCCUCCUGCUCCCAGGAGGAUGAGGGUCUGCACUGCGACUGGCAGUCGGGGCGCGUCGCAGCACAGGUGAUUCUGACGGCCAUCUGGGAAGCGGCUGUCAAGAUCCCGCUACUCUUCUUGGUCCUCAUCGCCCUCCUGUGA